AUGUCUCUCGGCAAGAAGGUCACCUUGAACACUGGGGCUCCGAUCCCUCAAUUGGGCUUUGGUACUUGGCAAUCUGCCCCCGGUGAAGUCGGCAAUGCAGUCUACGAGGCUCUCAAGGCCGGUUAUCGUCAUUUGGAUCUGGCUACCAUCUACCAAAACCAGCGCGAAGUUGCAACCGGAAUCAAGCGCGCUUUCAAGGAGAUUCCCGGCCUGAAGCGCGAGGAUCUCUUCAUUACUUCCAAGUUGUGGAACAGCCAACACCGACCGGAAAUCGUCGAGGCAUCACUCGAUGCAUGCCUUGCCGAGUUGGAGCUUGAUUACUUGGAUCUCUACCUGGUGCACUGGCCCGUCGCAUUCAAGCAGGGUAAUGAAUAUUUCCCCCGCGUGGAGGGCAGCACGGUCGAAGGUGGCGAUGUCGUCAUUGACAAUGAAGUUUCCAUUGUCGAUACCUGGAAGGCAAUGACCAAGCUUCCCAAGAGCAAGGCUCGCGCCGUGGGUGUCUCCAACCACACCAUUGAACACCUCGAAGCGAUCAUCCAAGGCACCGGCGUGGUGCCCGCUGCCAAUCAAAUUGAACGUCAUCCCGUCCUUCAGAGCAAGGACUUGGUCGAAUACUGCCAGAACAAGGGCAUUCACAUCACUGCCUAUUCUGCCUUUGGAAACAACAAUGUCGGAGUGCCUCUGCUCAUCACCCGCCCCGAGAUCAAGGAAGUUGCCGACGCCGUCGCCAAGCGAACCGGCCAGGAGGUGACUGGCGCUCAUGUCAUCCUCGCCUGGUCGCAGAUUGGCGGUCACAGCGUGAUUCCCAAGUCCGUCACUCCGUCGCGCAUUCGCGACAACUUCAAGGAAAUUGAGCUCACCUCCGAAGAGGCCGAGAAAGUCAGUGCCCUGGGCAAGGACCGGAAGCGUUACAACCUUCCUUUCCCUAACUAUAAGCCUCGCUGGAACAUCAACAUCUUCGGCGAGCCCGAGGAGGCGCCUGCUACCUACAAGGUCAAGCUGUGA
This is a messenger RNA of Penicillium diatomitis, 1005 nucleotides long. It is a transcript of the gene akr1, whose product is annotated as putative aldehyde reductase (AKR1). The transcript is spliced from 10 exons. Lineage: Eukaryota; Fungi; Ascomycota; Eurotiomycetes; Eurotiales; Aspergillaceae. Bases 1 to 1005 code for a protein of 334 amino acids. The record is from RefSeq and is a predicted model, not a curated record. Gene Ontology annotation, molecular function: aldose reductase (NADPH) activity. Gene Ontology annotation, cellular component: cytosol.